Fusarium verticillioides 7600 is the source of this 549-nucleotide messenger RNA. RefSeq lists its product as hypothetical. The transcript has a single exon. The record is from RefSeq and is a predicted model, not a curated record. NCBI's taxonomy places the organism in Eukaryota, Fungi, Ascomycota, Sordariomycetes, Hypocreales, Nectriaceae. The coding region runs from base 1 to 549 and encodes 182 amino acids.
AUGGCAUCGAAAAGUCCGAGUGAGUCGUUGCUGCUCGAUCCAGGGUUGACGCCAUUAUACAAGCCCCUCGCAGCCAGAGAGAUCCGACUCCUCGUGCUCCAACCAGGCGUGUUUCGUGAGCGACUCAGGUGUGUCUUAAAGACAGUCUCACUCGAUGACGAACUCCCCUGCUUUGAAGCGCUGUCGUACUGCUGGAAUGAACUUCGAGACACCGUCAUAGUCGAUGAUCAUACCAUCUCUGUUCCGUCAGAUCUGGCUUGGUUCCUUCGCCGAUUAAGACGCAAGGCAACUCCGCGCACAGUCUGGGCAGAUUCUAUUUGCAUCAGCCAAAGCGACAACCAAGAGAAAGGACAUCAAGUCAGCAUGAUGCGUGAGAUAUAUGGACGUACUGCCGAAGCUCAAGUUUAUAUCUGCGAGUGCCCAGGCUCGAAUCGGCAGCAGGGAGAAGACGAGACCCUAGACGACGAGUAUCGACCUACCACUGGUAUGGCGACGAAAGAGACAUCCAUCUCUCUACGUUACUUGCAAAAUAUGGUCACCAGCCGUUGA